Molecule: messenger RNA, 1535 nt
Organism: Daktulosphaira vitifoliae (grape phylloxera)
Lineage: Eukaryota; Metazoa; Arthropoda; Insecta; Hemiptera; Phylloxeridae
Gene: Ada2a
Product: transcriptional adapter 2-alpha
Exons: 3
Coding region: 189-1445 (418 amino acids)
Biological process (GO): chromatin remodeling; regulation of transcription by RNA polymerase II
Cellular component (GO): nucleus; SAGA-type complex
Molecular function (GO): protein binding; chromatin binding; transcription coactivator activity
Source: RefSeq, a predicted model, not a curated record
ACAGGUUAUGACGUCUUGAAUAAUACACCAGAAUCUCUUCUAAAUUUGAUCAAAACUUUAAUUUAGAUAAGUUUUAAAAAUAAACCACAUUAGUUACGUUAUAUUUAUUCAUUACUUACUUUCAGUAAUUUGAUUUUCCUUAUGAAUUUUAUUCUUAAUAAUCAUAACUGUCGUUUUUUCUAUGUAAAAUGCAUCGCAAUAGAAAAAAUAUGUGCUGUAGAUUCUGUUUCUGUAAUCUUUGGUAUGAACAUACAUAUAUUAAAUGUGCAAACAGUGCAUGUGCUGAAGUAGGAAUCAAUUUAUGCCUUCGAUGUUUUGCUACUGGUACUAAAGAUGAUAUUCACAGUAAUACCGAUCCAUAUAAUGUGUUAUGUAAUGCUAUACAGCUGGAUGAAUGUUUAUGGCCAGCUCACAAAGAAAUUCUUUUACUUGAUACAUUUUCAGAAACAAUGAGUUGGGAAAAAGUUUCACAAAAACUUGGGUGUUCUCCUAAACAAUGUAAGCAACAUUACUUUGAACAUUUUGUGUUGUACCCCAAAAUUAAAGAUUUGGAAAUUGUUAAUCAAGAAGCAUUUCGUAAUAACAUAAAUGAUGUUAUUAAUGAACAAGUAAUGUUCUUUGAAACAACUGCUGAUUCAGGCGAAGAAUCAUAUCACCAAUAUGAAAUUGCAAUGCGACUAGCUGGUUAUCAACCAUUACGAGGUGAAUUUGAUGAAGAAUACGAUGAUCAAGCAGAAUGUAUUCUUCAGCUACUAAAUGAACCUAUAUGGGUUGAUGAAUCAACUAAAGAACUUUUGGAAUCAAAUCUAUAUAAAAAGUUAAAUAGAACUAUUGUAGAUAUUUUUAAUGAGAGGCUACAAGAACGAUAUAGACGUCGAAAAGUUGUAAAGGACUAUGGUCUUAUUUCAUUUAGUAAACAUCAGUUGUGGAUUAAGUCUAUAGAGGUUAUCUUGGGUCCAGAAAUGAUACAAAGACUUAUUCGAUUUUUACAUCUCAUUAAACCACUUGCAUUUGAUCUACUUAUUACCAAUUUGAAACAAGAACAUAAUAUAUUAGCCCGAAUUCAUAAACUUAUUGAAUAUCGAAAGAAUGGACUUACCAAAAAUGCUUACAUUAGUAUUUAUGAAGAAUUAAAUUCUAAACGUGAAGAAACUUUAAAUAAUAGACCAUCUUCAUCAACUUUUGUUGAAAAUACAAAGUCUCGUAUUAAUGUAUGUAAUUUACCAGGUUUUCAAAAAUUAGAUGAAAGUGAAAGAGAGCUUUGUACUCAAACAAAAAUGUUACCUGAGUCAUAUUUAAAAUUUAAAGAAUUACUUAUUAAUGAGUGUGAAAAAUCUAAAGGAAUAAACUUGAAAACUGCUAGAAGUUUAAUUAAAAUUGAUGUCAAUAAGACAAGAAAAAUUUAUAACUUAUUAAUGGAAAAAAAUAUAAUUUGGCAAUUCUGAGGUGAUCUCUAUGUAGUAUAGAAUAUAAAAUAAUCUUAUGUUGUUAAUAAUCCUAAUAUAAUGUGAAUUAAAAAUAAUUUUUUUCUAUUA